Lepisosteus oculatus (spotted gar) is the source of this 545-nucleotide messenger RNA. It is a transcript of the gene uqcc2, whose product is annotated as ubiquinol-cytochrome c reductase complex assembly factor 2. Gene Ontology annotation, biological process: mitochondrial respiratory chain complex III assembly. Lineage: Eukaryota; Metazoa; Chordata; Actinopteri; Semionotiformes; Lepisosteidae. Gene Ontology annotation, cellular component: mitochondrial matrix. The record is from RefSeq and is a predicted model, not a curated record.
GUGUUUCAUAAGCUCGCUGUUACCAAACAGCUCCCUCCCCCGGCCGCGCGUGUCCGUGACAGCGAACAUGUCGGCUACUCGGUACCGCCGCUUCCUCCGGCUGUGUGAAGAGUGGCCGAGAGACGAGACCAAGAAGGGCCGGGACCUGGGCACCUUUCUGCGGCAGAAGGUGGCCCUGGCCUUCCGGGAGGGGGAAAGCACUCAGAUCGCAGAUGCAGAGAAGUGUGAUCAGAUGUACGAGAGUUUAGCUCGUAUCAAUACUAAUUUUUAUAAACAGAAGUUCCCUCGGGCGCAGGACACGAGCUUCACGGGCGUGACGGUGGAGGAGUGCAGGAUGGUUCUGGCAACAGACAGUUUGCAGCAAAUGGAAGAUGCGAAGAAAGGGAUGUGGAAGAAAUUAAUGGCGCGCUUUUCCUCCAAGUCGCCAGAAGAGGGUGCAAAGGAGUAACCCCGACCUCACACAGCUCCUGUACAUACUGUAGCGUGCGGAUGAGUGUAUACUGUAAUGCCAUUUUUUAAAAAUUAAACAUCACAUUUAAAUAAAG